Molecule: messenger RNA, 1443 nt
Organism: Cyclopterus lumpus (lumpfish)
Lineage: Eukaryota; Metazoa; Chordata; Actinopteri; Perciformes; Cyclopteridae
Gene: fbxo5
Product: F-box protein 5
Biological process (GO): negative regulation of meiotic nuclear division; regulation of mitotic nuclear division
Cellular component (GO): nucleus
Molecular function (GO): protein binding
Source: RefSeq, a predicted model, not a curated record
CCUCAGCCUGCAUGUCCUCCUGUGAGACGGUCAUGAAGUGCCCACGCUACGAGGCUGCAGAGUCCAGGCUGCUGCACCUGAAGGCCUCCCCGGGGAGGAGCCCCACCAUCAAACCCCCGUGCCCCCCCACAGUGACCACCACGGUGUCGCUCUCCUCGCUCAACACCAGGGCGGUCACAGACAAGGAGAACAGCACCGACGGGACCCUGGACGAGGGCCUGGAGGACAGCGGGUACCUGUCGCUCCACAACAGCCAGAUCGAGGAGCACCCCGUGGAGGAAGAGGAGGAGCGCGCCAGGAAGAAGACGACGCCACGCGGAUCUCCCUCCAAAUGCCAAGGGAAGGGGGGCGGCGGCUCCUCCACCCCCGUGGAUCGGCUCAAGAGGAGGACGCUGUCGUCCACGCCGGCCGACCGCCACGAGGACCCCAACCUGCCCAUACUGAAGUUCCAGCAGGCGGUUUGCGAGGAGCUGAGCAGGAGCUACCAGAAGAACAAGAGGUACGACUGGAGCGUCGUAGCGAAGGUGGCGGAGCAUCAUUUCCUGGAUCGGGUCAUCGGAGGCAAGAUGGGCCGCGAGUACGUCGACGUGUUCUCGAGUCUGCUUUCCAGGAACACGUGGAGCAUCCUGGGCCACAUCCUGUCCCUGCUGGGAGACCUGGACCUCAUCAGCUGCAAGAAAGUGAGCCGGACCUGGUGGAGGAUCAUCUGUGAGGACCGAGUGGCUCGGAGCCGAUGUCAGAGGGCGGAGCAGCUUCUCAGGGAGUCGAGCAGCUCUCUGAGACGGCGGAGCUGUGGGCUCACCCGAGACGUGUCCAGGUCCAGGUUGGUGCUGUCCCGCGUGCAGCCGCUGGCCUCCUCGUGUACGCCGUCAGCCUCCUCCUCAUCUUCAGCAUCAUCUUCAUCGUGCUCUUCCACGUCCACCCCGAGCUGCAAGCUCCUCAGGCGGACUGCUGGCACGCCGAACCCCCCCUGCACGCGCUUCAAUGAGUACCUGCAGGCCGCCGCCGGUCUGAAGCUGCACGAGUCCCUGCGUCCCUGCCGGCGCUGCGGCUCUCCGGCGACGCACUCGUCCGUGGCCCAGAGGUCCACGUGCACGCGCCUCAGCUGCAGCUUUGACUUCUGCAGCUGCUGCGGGGGGGCGCUGCACGGCUCCACGCCCUGCAGGCCGCUGCGGCCCCACCCCUCCACGCCGUCCACCGCGCCCAUCGUGCUGGGCGGCGCUCGCAGCAAGAGGAACCUCCGCCGCCUUUGACUCCGCCCCCUGAAGCACUCGUUACAACGCUGCUGAACGAAAGAAAAGAGACAAAAGAGAUUUUAUUAUGUUUUUAAAAUGAAAUGGAUUGUAAAUAUAUAUAUAUAUUGGGAUUUUUUUAAAUUGUUUUUUUAAAAUAAAUGUUGAUCCUUAUAUGUUCAUAUUUCCUGUAAAUAUACGUUUCAUAAGA